Messenger RNA from Amphibalanus amphitrite, 661 nucleotides. Its product is annotated as glycine-rich cell wall structural protein 1.8-like. The record is from RefSeq and is a predicted model, not a curated record. Bases 34 to 525 code for a protein of 163 amino acids. NCBI's taxonomy places the organism in Eukaryota, Metazoa, Arthropoda, Thecostraca, Balanomorpha, Balanidae. Gene Ontology annotation, cellular component: extracellular matrix. The transcript has a single exon.
UCCACAGCAGUGUAGCCACAGCUCAGCAGCAGUAUGAAGGUGCUGGUUAUCGCAUCGCUCCUGGUGGCCGCCGUCAGCGCCGGAGGCGGACACGGAGGCGGACACGGAGGCGGGCACGGAGGCGGGCUCGGAGGCGGACACGGAGGCGGGCACGGAGUCGGCUAUGGCGGCGACCACAGCGUGCCCACCUCCUACAAGUUCUCCUACGGCGUCGACGACCCGCACUACGGCCCCAAGUUCUCCCACAGCGAGAGCAACGACGGCAAGGCGGCCCAGGGCUACUACAGCGUGGCGCUGCCGGACGGCCGCACCCAGCACGUCAAGUACCACUCGGACCAGUACGGCUACGGCGGACACAACGCCGAGGUGACCUACUCGGGAUACGCCUCGCAUGGCGGAGGAAACGGCGGACACGGCGGAAACGACGGUGGAUACGGCGGCGGAAACGGCGGUGGGCACGGUGGAAACGGUGGACAGGGUGGUGGAUACGGUGGAAACGGCGGUGGAUACGGCAGCGGAUACUAAAGUCGUUGCACAGCUUCCUCUUGGCGUAGAGAAUGUCAUUAGCGAGCUCAUGGCGGGUUGUCGUGUUGUAUUUCAUGCAUGAAUGGCUCAGUUUUAGCUUGGAUACCGACUGCUGUUGCUCACAUCAUGGGUGGAA